AUGAUUCAUAUUACACAAGAUAAAAAAAUAUGCAAUGAAAAAACUUAUAUUGUUGUGCAUUUUCUUAUAAUAUUAUUUGGCAUAUCUUCCUGGAUUGGUAUUAAUGGAAUAUUUAUUCAAAUACCAAUACUUAUUAAUACAUCUCCUGAAGGUUGGUCAUUACCAAUUUAUUUAGUAUCGAUAACUCAAACUGCAAAUUUUGGUCCAUUACUAUAUAUAAUUUUGCAAUAUUUCAAAUGUAAGAUAAAUGAAUCUUGGUGGAUAAUGUGUUUACUGAUGUUAGGAACUUUAGCAAUGGGAUUUCUAAGUUUUUUUUCUUCUGAGAAAACUGUUAUUGCUAAUAAUGAAUAUAGUUUGCUAUUAUUUGUUUUAACAUUUUUCAAUGCCUUAGUAAGUUGCUUUAGUUCUAUAUUAUUUAUGCCAUAUCUUCGUAACUUUAAUAUAAAAUUUUUAACAUCAUAUUUUAUAGGAGAAGGAUUAAGUGGUGUACUGCCAAGUAUUAUUGCCUUGAUACAAAGAAUUGGAUAUAUUUCAGAAUGUACAAUUCUUAAAAAUAAUACCAAUAUAGAACCAUUGAAAUCUUUUGUUUUAAAAUUUUCUCCAAAUGAAUAUUUUCUAUUUAUUUUUAUUAUUUUAUUUUUAUCUUUAGUUGCUUUUGCUAUUUUAGAAUAUUCUUCAGUUUUUCAAAACAUAAAACAAAUUCAUAAUUCUAUCAGUAUAGUACUCAAUGAAAAACAAGGAUAUUCUCAUGAUCAUUGUACUAAUAAUAUUCAAGAAAUGAAACAUUAUUUAGUAAAUAAUAGCAAAUAUUUAACUAAACAAAUACGAAAUUAUUUAUUUAUAUUACUUGCUAUUUUUUGCUUUUUGAGCCAUGGUUUCUUUCCAAGCAUACAAUUUUAUUCCUGUUUACCUUAUGGAAGUAUAGCAUAUAAAUUGUCAAUUAUAUGUGCUCAAAUUGCAAAUCCACUUAUGUGUUUAUUAGCAUUUUGGUUUAAAAUUUCAAGUAUAAAAUUAUAUAUUAUUAAUUACUUAUGUAUAAUAUGUUUACUUAUUGGAAGUUAUGUUACAUAUUUAGCAAUAUCUCCAUCACCACCUUUACAAGCAACAAAACUUGGCAUUUUUUUAGUUAUAAUAUCAUGGGCACUCUUAAUGGGAUUUGUUUCUUAUUUAAAAUUAAUUGUUAUAUCAGUAUUUAGAAAUACAAUGCUUCCCAAUAUACUCUUUAAUGUAGGUGCAAUUAUGCAAAUAGCAUCUGCAAGUGGUGCAAUAUUUUCAUUUAUAAUAAUUAAUUUUACAAAUUAUUUUGAAGUAUAUGAUAAUUGCACUUAAAUAAUUGAUAUAUAAAUAUAUAUCUUAUUUAUUUUAUAUAUUAUAUAUGCAAAAUGAUAAUUGUAAUAGCACUUUUAUUGAAUAUAUCUUUACAUGAUUUAUAUACUUACAUAUGUACAAAAUUAUAAUAAUGAUUUUUUCAUUAAAGUAGCUUUAAACAAAAAAAUUGAUAAGAUAUAAAAUAUAAAUUUGUAUCUACAAAAAUAUUUUUAUAAUUGUACAUAUGUCUGCAUGUGUCUUUAUGAAUGAAUAGAUAUGGAUAAAUAAAUAAUAUAAAACAAUUAUAGAAAUCAUGAAGUUAUAAAAAUUAUAUAUAAAAUAUAUAUAUUUUAUCUAUUGUUAUCUUAAGUACUGCCUUCCAAUACCGUACUUAAGAUUAUUAAAUGUAUACUACUAGUUUUAAAUUAUAUUUUAUUUAAUAAAGAAAAAUCACAUUUAUGUAUCAUAUUAUCAAUUGUUUAUAAUAUAUAACAAUUAUUUAUUCUAAAUGAAUUUGUUAGAAUAUUUUGAGAACAUAUUCUUUUAUUACGAAUAUUUAAAUAUCCUAAAAUUUAAUGAUUGCCACAUAAUUAAAUUUUAAUAAAUAUUAUAUUAUAUAAUUAAUUAUAAAAGAUUCUUUUGUUUAUUAUGAAAUGUGUGCAAGUAUGUAAUGGAAUUUUAUAAAGUGAUUUAUACAAAUUUGCAAAUAUAAUAAAACGAAUAAAAUAAAAAUAUUAUUUAAA
Molecule: messenger RNA, 2051 nt
Organism: Apis cerana (Asiatic honeybee)
Lineage: Eukaryota; Metazoa; Arthropoda; Insecta; Hymenoptera; Apidae
Product: solute carrier family 52, riboflavin transporter, member 3-A
Biological process (GO): riboflavin transport
Cellular component (GO): plasma membrane
Molecular function (GO): riboflavin transmembrane transporter activity
Source: RefSeq, a predicted model, not a curated record